Molecule: messenger RNA, 3349 nt
Organism: Cimex lectularius (bed bug)
Lineage: Eukaryota; Metazoa; Arthropoda; Insecta; Hemiptera; Cimicidae
Product: RNA polymerase II-associated protein 1
Exons: 23
Coding region: 109-3252 (1047 amino acids)
Biological process (GO): transcription by RNA polymerase II
Cellular component (GO): nucleus
Source: RefSeq, a predicted model, not a curated record
AAACAGUAAGCCUAACGAAACCUCUUUUAAAAUGUAAACAAUUACGUUCUGUACAUUGCCCAAAACUCACAGCUCUAGUUAAGUUUAUUUUUAAAUACAAAUAUUACAAUGGCUGAAAAACCCAGAAUGAGCAUAUUUGCUCAGAGGAUGCAAAAAGGCAGGGAAGGAAAAAACAUAGCAGAUCCGCCUGUUAAAGAGGAGCAUAAAACCAACACGAAUUCAAACCAAUUUGGCGAAAGAAGUUACGUUUGUUCUACUGCAGAAGCUGAUUCAAUCCAUCUUGAAAACGUUGAAAAAUUAUCUUCGAUGUCGCAGGAAGAACUGAUUCUUGAACGGCAGAAGUUGCUAAGCACCCUCGACCCAGAGCUAGUCGAAUAUUUAAAAUCGAGAAGAACAAAAUAUUCUAGCGUAACACCAAUGGAAACAUCUGAAGAGGAAGAACAAAGGCAAGAUGUGGAGGUUAAACCAGCAUUGGAAGAAGAAGACGUCAAAAAUCUCGUGAACAAAUACCCUCACAUGGAUGUUGUUGAAGAUGAAAAGCUACAGUGGAUCGGCGAACUGCCGAAAGAUGUCCAGCCACCGAAAGACUCUUACUCAGCUCGCUUUAAUUUUGAAGGUGAACUACUUCCAUUUAUUGACAAAGGAGAAGGGGUUUUGCAGGGGCUUCACAACCACGGUGAAGAACAGGAGCGACCUGGAUAUACUCUUCAAGAACUUAUUCAAUUAAGCCGAAGUUCUGUCUUGCAACAAAGAGUUAUUUCCCUUAACUGUUUGGCGAAAAUCAUGGCAAAUGCUUCGCGUUACAAUGAGCAUUUUAAUAAACCAAUUCUUCCUGCUCUGCUCGAUGCUGAUAUGUACCUGCUUCUAAGAUUUUCUUUGGAUGAUCCUGCACCACCAAUUGUAAUAGCAUCAGCAACUGCUAUUUGUAAUCUAAUCGUUAACCACACAGAUGAGCUUUGUUUAGAUGUUCUCAUGGGAUCUCCACUCGGCAUUCAACAACCAUCGUUGGGCGUUAUAAUUGAAAUGAAGCCUGAAGAAGUGGCAGAACUGAAAGAUCAAGAGCUUCUCAAGCUUGAUAUAAUUAAGGGGAUGUUCAGAACAAAUAUUCUUGAAAGGAUGAUAUAUGUCAUUAAAAAUUUGCCGAGUGAGCCAAUUGAAGUUAAGUCUAUGAUAAAAAUAUUCACUCGUAUUGCAAGGCACUCGUAUGAUUCCGCAGAGGCUGUAUUCUCUUGUUCAGGCCUGUUGAAUACAGUGGAAGAAUUAUUAAAAUCAUUUAAAAAAGGCUCGUAUUAUCCCGAAGCUGUGAAACUUUUCAGAAUCUUGGCAGCAAGAUCAAUAACAUUAGCAAAAAAACUUGUUGAACACUAUUCAAUCAUAGACAUAAUUUGCCAAUUUAUUGCAGGGGAGAGGGCACAAGGUCAUCCUGAAGAGAUGCAACUUUCCUUAGAAAGUUUCUACACUUGGCAGACGUUUAUGAAUUAUAACCUUACACCUCAUCUGCUAAGUAAUUUGUUUCCAGUCAUUAUGAAAAUGCUCGAGGCCCAUGCAGGCCUCACAAAUCUUACGAGUGUAAAGUCUGAUCUUGAACACGGUACUGCCUUGAUUUCAACCUUAAGCCUGGCUGCAAAGCAUUCCUGCGAACCAGUUUUUAAGGCUUACCCACUUGUUUUGCAGGUGGCUUUAAAAUGGAUUUCUCAACUUGCUACCACUGAAAAUCCAAGUUUCUCAGCUUGCAAACUUGUGGGUUCAACUUUACAAUUCAUGACAAAUUGUUCAUCUAACUUUGAUUCAGCUCACCAUUUGAAUCCUGUUUUAUUGCAAUUGUUUGAAAAAGGAGUAUUUUCCCAAUUAAUUUCAAAACUUAGGAAAUGCUCCUGGCUAAUUUGUGGUGAAAUAAUAUCCUGUCCAGAAAAUCUUCCCUGUUUAGGCUCGUUACCGCCAAUUGUUCAUAAAGAAAGUGUACUGCCAUUUGUUAUACACCUUGGGAUGUAUUUGUUAUCGAAUAAAAACCAUCAAUACAUUGAGCGUUUUGUGUGCGAUCCACAAAUAUUACUAUACAUACGCAGUGUGUUAAAAUGUGAAAAUUUAAAAACAAAAUCUGGACAUUGGUAUGCGAGGCCUGAAAUUUACUUGCUCUCUCUUUUAGUCCACUUGUACACAUUCACAGAGCUCACUGUCAAUUCAGAUUUAUAUCACAAGCUUGCAUUUGCAUUGGUAGUCACGGUUCAAAGUGGCGAUAAAUAUUUACUGCCUGAAAUUUUUUCUAAAACAAUUUUCAACAAAAAAUUUUUUGGAUUGGAUGUCAAUAGUGUAUCCGAAAAACUUCAAUCAUUGAAGAUUGAAGAUUCUGUAGAUAACAAACAUUUAAAAAAAACAGACUACCUUCAAAAAGCUCUCAUCAACAUGCCAAAAAUUGAAAAAUGCUACAUCCAGGAGUUAGGUCUAGGUUUUGUUAACAAGCCCUCAAUACCAUCGACCUUAACAGGGACUCUAAAUGCGACACAAUCAGCUGUACCUUCUGAUUGGAUAUUUCUACCUAUUCUUCGAGUCUACGAUAAUCAAGGAAAUGUUCCAAAUUCUCUUGAUAUAAUUACAUGUUGUCUGCAAUGGUUCGUUAUAAUGGAAGAACUGUUUCCUGAAAUUGCGUCCAGUCUUAGUUUUGCCGCGAAAUACUGCCGUCUUUGUUGUGUUUACCUUGCAGAUAAUGAUCUGUUUAGAGAAGUCACAAGCCAUUUGGAGAUUUGCCUAACAUACAUUAUACAAAACUUCAAACUACUUGAUUUCGAAACUGAAAUUCCAGGACUUAAAUCGUUUUAUGAUUUCUAUAGACAAAUCUUGGAUCAAUAUGUCAGUGUAUCAUACUGUGAUGAAGUAUUCGGUCAAUAUAUUGUAGUACCUUUAGGACAAAAACACAGCACAAGAUAUAAAAAACUUGUCUGGAGCGAAUUGGCUGCUGUAUUGAGAAUUUUGAGAACACCUUUAUCCCAUAUCACUUUGAAACACUACACGGAUCCAGUGGAAAAUGAUUACAAUCUGCUUAUGACAUACUUGCAUGCAUUAGCAACCGGGCCGGUCAAGGAAGCUUGGUGUCCCAUUCUUUACACAGUGGCCAUUCAUCAUGUAUCACAUUAUGUGGCAGCACACAGUGACAAUACAGCUAAGGCCUUAUUAAGCAGAAUAGAAAAACUUGGAAAUGAGGACUUGAAACAAAGCUUGUUAAAACAGUGCACGAUAAGAGAAGAAACUGUAUAAUUGUUUUAAUGUUUACUAUCAUUUUUUCUUUAAUGAUGACAUUUUUGAAUCACUUCUCAGAAAUGUAUAAAUGUAAAUAAAUGAUUUUUUAAUGUUA